AAAAUAUUGAAAUUUAAUUUAUGACUUAAUUUGUAUUUAGAAACUUCACGUAAAUGCAUUCAUGGAUUGCAUAGGUACAAUCGCAGUGAUAUUUACGUUGUUUGUCAACUUUGUGACGGCAAACGAAGUGGUAAACAACGUUGGAACAAUAUCAAUCAUACAGCCAGCUUUUGUAAACCGAAGGGUUACGAUGAAAAUGACACCUUAUAUUAUGACAAAUACGAUUGUUAAGUGGAAAUACUCUAAAGACAAGAACAGCGGAUACAUAAGUGAAACGAGUGACUCUUUUCAAAGAAACUUGAAUGGGUCAUACUAUUUAACAAUUUUAAACGUCAGCAAGUCUUUUAAUGAAUCGUAUUUUGUCGUUGAAGAUACUGUCACUCAAAAAUACAUAUCUCCCUUUAUUCAGCUUAAACUUGAAGAAUUGAGAGGGCCAUGCGGAGAAGUUGUUUUAAAAAACCAAAUUGCAAGACUUGGAACAGAUGUAGCCAUUUCAUUUUAUCCCUCUGAUGUUGCCAUUGAAACCGGAACUUCGCUGCGCCGUUCAUGGCUGUAUUAUUUUGAAAACAUAAGCCUUUCUUCUGUGUCAUUCAGUGAAAGAAAGGUAUCGGAUUACCUGUUUGAAUUGACAAUUUUAAACGUCAGUUUGAGCCAUGCAGGAAGAUACGGCCUGAAAUGCAAUUGCUGGGAAGCGUGUUGUGUUACAAAUUCAGAGCAUUUAACAGUCGUCGAACCCCCGAGCAAGCCCGAACUUGGUCCCACAACGGACGACUUUUCCGCAACCAACUGUAUCUAUGUUGACGCGGAUACCCAUCCCUACUGCAAAGUUAUGAGUGGAACACCGCCUCUUAACGUUACACUUACGAUAGGAGCAGAAAUAUACCCAUUGGUUGCGAGUAUUCGCGAUAAUCGACGUUUUGAAAUUAAGAAUGGCACUUUUCGUGUUACGAAACACAACUACGUGCCUAAUAUUACAUGCCACGUUUCGAAUCUUCUAGCACAAGCCGCUGAGUGGAAUACCGCGAAACUUUGUAUCAUAGAAAAGGGUUCUGGUCCACUUCUUAUCGUACGGGAAUAUACACUUAAUCACACGCCGCAAAUACAAUGCGAGGUGAAGCUUGCCUUGCCUGCGCCGGAAGUAGAAAUACGCAUUGAUAACAGUACAGUUCCCGGUCAGGAAAUCGUCACUUUUGACAACACCACACAGUCUUUCACAAGUAAAGUAUCCCUUCAAAGAGCAAAGGCGGACUGGGAGGGAAGCAACAUGUGCUGUUAUCAAAGGUCCAUGUUUUACAACAAUUUGCAGCCGGUUUGCAAGACACUUAUAUUGAAAUUUAAACUCCAACCACCAGUUCUUGGUCCUCAGUUAGAAGACUUUUCCACGACCAACUGCAUUUACGGAAACAGCGGUCACGACAUUUAUUGCAAAACACAAGGAGGGACCAAACCAAUUCAAGUUUUUCUUACAAUCGGAACCAGGCAAUACCAUCUCAUUGAAAACAAGAUUGAGCCUGGAUUAUAUGAAAUGAAUCAUACUGUAUCUGAUCCGUUCACAGUUUUUACAAAGACAAACGUUAUCUGCCAAGUUUCUAACGAAGUCACUCCAGAACCCCUCAUUGUAUCGGCCUUUCUUUGUCGGAGUGAAAAAGGUGACAAACCAAGUCUGACAGUGCCACAUAGUUUUGUUGGUGAAAAUUCAUCGACACUUUGUGAAGUUAAACAUGCUCGUCCGGCUCCAAAACUAGCCAUAUAUGUCGCAAAUGUCAUGGUUAAUAAUGUACACCAAAAGAACACCUUCAACGAUUCAUCUAAUACGUUUACGAGCAAGGUGGAAAUUCAAAACCCAUCGCGGCACUGGAAUGCCAAUCAAAUGUGUUGCGUUCGAAGGAGUAUAGUCUCAAAUGAUUCGGUACAGGUGUGCAAAAAUGUUACAUUCGAAUAUCCGCCGUUUGAAUUAAUCAUGGUAGUCCACAGGGCGUUCGAAAGCGAUGAGACGGUCCAAAUGUUGAACAUAUCCUGUAACGCUGUAAACUCCUAUCCACAAUGCGACAUUUCAUGGGGAAGUAAACUACCUCAUGUUCGCCCAAUAUCCACUGAAUCAAGAAUAGACAUUCGGCAUCAUAGCUACUUCAGUUUUUCAAAAGCUGUGUUCUCACUUACAAAAGAUGAUGUAAACGUUGGAGAUAUUUUUUGUUUCACAAGAUGUGGCACACUGAACACCUAUCUUCUUCGCACAUACAAUUUUUCAUUUCCAAGUUAUCCUUUGAUGUCGUUCAAUACAUCAACAAAACUAAAGAUUCAGAAAAAUGAAUCUGUGUCAAUCAAUUGCACUGUCGACGAGCUAAUGCCAAUCAACACGAGUCUACUGUGGCGAAACGAAGCGAGCCAAAACAUAGUUAAAGUUUGCUUAAAUAUGAUGGCGUGCGUUCUUACAUUAAAUGAAACCUUUGCUGAAGGCAUGUGGAACUUGUACAAAUGUGAAGCACAUAGCGAUGUCAUUUCUACCAGCAAAUUGCUGGCAGUAUCAUUCCUGGCGUUUCAAGGCAUGUCUUUCACAUUGCAUAGUAUCAUAAAUUACAUUAAAAGAAAAAAACCCAUAAGAGGCUGUCGGUGA
Molecule: messenger RNA, 2614 nt
Organism: Mya arenaria
Lineage: Eukaryota; Metazoa; Mollusca; Bivalvia; Myida; Myidae
Exons: 10
Coding region: 62-2614 (850 amino acids)
Source: RefSeq, a predicted model, not a curated record